Molecule: messenger RNA, 787 nt
Organism: Manihot esculenta (cassava)
Lineage: Eukaryota; Viridiplantae; Streptophyta; Magnoliopsida; Malpighiales; Euphorbiaceae
Product: adrenodoxin-like protein 2, mitochondrial
Exons: 5
Coding region: 236-694 (152 amino acids)
Biological process (GO): P450-containing electron transport chain
Cellular component (GO): mitochondrion
Molecular function (GO): 2 iron, 2 sulfur cluster binding
Source: RefSeq, a predicted model, not a curated record
GGGUACCCAAAAUUGGGCGGUUACUCUACCCGGUACGGUACCAUCCCUAGAUUGUACACCUCUACCAAAAACCUUGCAGCACUCAGAGCUAAGCUAAGCUGAUUGCAAUUUAGAUCGUAGACUUUGCUCUUGGCUUCUAAUAAGAAAGGUUCUCCUUCUGCUAUUCUAUGUCUUUACUUCUUUGUCUUUGAUCGAAUAAAAUUUACCAAUCUGAGAGGUAUUAAGGUGGGCAAUUAUGCAAGUUUCUAGGUUUUCAAGAAUUGGCAUUCAGACUGUUAAACAGCUUGCAAGAGGCACGUGUACAUCCUUGUGCAGAACAGAAUUUAUGAGAACACCUUAUAGUCAAUGUCGACAACCUUGGUUUGAAUUAUAUCCAGAGCGGAAGGUGUUCCAAGGUACCUUAUUUCAGAAGCAUUAUCUGUUUUCUACCACAGCUUCUGGUAGUGAUAUUGGGGUUGGAAGCGAAGGGAAGGACACGAUAUCUGUAACAUUUGUGGAUAAGGAUGGAGAGGAAAAGCACAUCAAAGUUCCAGUUGGAAUGUCUAUGUUGGAAGCUGCUCAUGAAAAUGAUAUAGAACUUGAAGGUAGUAUUGAUGCAGUUUUAAUUUUGUGUUUUCGUCUCUGUGUCGAUUACAAUGUUUUAUCUGUAAUCGUGUCUUAUUUGGAUCUUAAUCCUACUAAAGUCCAGUUUUAAAAAAUUUGGCCCAUCAUUUGUCUUCUGUUCCCAUAAACAAUGCAUCAUAACAAUAUACUCAUAGCAUAUUCCGCUUAUAUUCCUUUUCCAACA